This is a messenger RNA of Dibothriocephalus latus, 972 nucleotides long. Lineage: Eukaryota; Metazoa; Platyhelminthes; Cestoda; Diphyllobothriidea; Diphyllobothriidae. The record is from the annotation of a GenBank genome assembly.
AUGGUCCAUGACUGCAAGUUCGAGGACACCGGUGGCGCCUACAUGCUGACUGUCCUUCUUGAAAAACCGGGCGUAAAGUUCAGCAAACCGGCCGUGAUUCCAGCGAAGGCUCCGAAGAAGGAGGCGCCAAGCGAGCCUCCGAAGUCGGCACCAAAAGACGUCCCGAAGGGUCUGGAAACCGAAGAUUCUGUCAGACAGGCACGGUACCAGAAGGCGCCACCCAUCAGCCUCAAGAAGGACGAUAAACUUGCCGAACCUGCAGAAAGCGCCUUUUUCGAUACAGAAGACACCUGCUUCCCCUUUUCCCUUCUUUUUCACCUCCAGUGCGAGGGAACGCUAAAACCUGCGGAGAACUUUGACUCUAAAGCUGACUGUCAACGGCUGAGGAAGGCUAUGAAAGGCAUGGGUACCGAUGAGGACGCUAUCAUCGAGGUGCUGGGCCACCGAUCGUUGAAACAACGACAGCAGAUCGUGCUCGACUUCAAGACGCUCUUUGGGCUGGAUCUGUCGAAGGAGCUGGCCUCUGAACUGAGCGGGAACUUCAAACGCAUCUGUCGGGGUCUCUGUCUCUCGCCCGAGAAUUACGAUGCUGAAGAGCUGCAUGAAGCCAUGUCUCGUCCAGGCACGGACGAAGACUGUCUCAUUGAAAUCAUCUGCACGCGGACAAACGCUCAGCUGUUACUCAUUGCGGAGGCGUAUCAGAAACUGUACAACCGGAGUCUUGAGGAUCACGUUGCGAAGGAUACGUCUGGACACUUUAAGCGACUUCUGGUGUCACUGCUGCAGGCCAAUCGGGACGAGAGCAAGACCUUUGACAGGAACCUGGCGAGGAAAGAUGCUGAGGAUUUGCUUGCUGCUGGUGAAAAGAAGCUUGGUACAGACGAAUCCAACUUAGAAUACACCUACGCACACGUAAGGGAACGGAACGAGGCUGAGGAGACGGGUAGUCGUGGUGGUGGUGGUGGUGGUGGU